This is a messenger RNA of Capsicum annuum, 1928 nucleotides long. RefSeq names its product 3-ketoacyl-CoA synthase 20. Gene Ontology annotation, biological process: fatty acid biosynthetic process. Gene Ontology annotation, molecular function: acyltransferase activity, transferring groups other than amino-acyl groups. NCBI's taxonomy places the organism in Eukaryota, Viridiplantae, Streptophyta, Magnoliopsida, Solanales, Solanaceae. The coding region runs from base 292 to 1767 and encodes 491 amino acids. The record is from RefSeq and is a predicted model, not a curated record. The transcript has 2 exons. Gene Ontology annotation, cellular component: membrane.
AAAUUAAAACGAAUGGAGUUUGGCCAAAAGUGAGACAUCGGUGUACUAGAGAAGAGUGGAUUUAUAUUCAGGAAUAUAAUCCUUAACCUUAUUUUGAACCAAACAACAAAUGACUUCUUUAUGUCAACCAACCAAACCAUGGGAGUUAGCAUAACCUUGAACUGAUCGUUCUGAAAUAAUUCGAAGUGAAAUAAAUGCUUGAUCCAACUCGAUCAAAAAAUUACGGCUAAAACAGUUCUUUGAGAACUUUUAAAUAGAGACCGCAAACUUCCUUUCCUCCACAUCCGUUCAAUGGCAAUGGAACAAAAUAUUGCUUCUGCCCAGCAAAGCCAAUCCACUUUCUUCUCUUUUAAAAACAUAAAACUUGGAUUCCAUUUUCUAAUCUCCUAUGCACCUUACCUCAUUAUCAUUCCAGCCCUUUUAACCUUGGGAGACUUGAAGAACCGUAUUAUUCCCAUGCCGAAAUCUUGGCCAAUUAUUGUUAUUGUUUUCUUGGCCACACUCUACUUCAGGGGUCGUCCAGGAAAUGUUUACUUGGUUGAUUUUGCAUGUUACAAGCCAGACCGGGCGGAUAUGAUGAGCAAGCAAGAACUCUUAAACAUCAUGUCAUCAACUUUCGACAAUGAGGCUGUACAUUUCCAAAAGAAAGUCUUGGAGAGAAGUGGUUAUAGUGACAAGACGUAUCUUCCAGGGAGCAUCAGAAUUCUCCCUGCAAAGUUGUUAACGUUUGAUGAGUCCAGGAUGGGAUUAGAAAAAGUGAUGUUUGGAGCCAUAGACGAUUUACUGGUGAAAACAAAAGUGAAGGCUUGUGAGAUUGGGAUAGUGAUAGUGAACAUUGGUCUGUAUAAUCCAACUCCCUCUCUAUCUGCCAUGAUAGUGAACCAUUACAAGCUUGGAGUGGAUGUGCUUACUUAUAACAUUAGUGGCAUGGGCUGCAGUGCUGGACUCAUUUCUAUAGACCUAGCAAACCGGCUUUUGCAGACACAAGUCAGUACCUAUGCGUUGGUAGUUAGCACAGAAAGCAAUGAUUCUGGCUACUAUCUUGGAAAGGAUAGAUCAAAGCUUGUAUCAAACUGUCUUUUCCGUAUGGGUGCCGCUGCUAUUCUCCUAUCCAACCAUUUCUCAGACUCCAACUGUUCCAAAUAUAAACUUAUGCACGUUGUGCGUACUCAUAAAGGAGCCGAUGACAAAGCUUUCAAAAGUAUAUACCAAGAACAAGAUGAAGAUGGAAAUAUUGGCAUAUCACUUUCAAAAGGCCUAAUGGUCGUAGCUGGAGAAACACUCAAAUCCAAUAUAACGACUCUGGGACCAUUGGUCCUUCCUGUGUCCGAGCAAAUUCUAUAUUUUGCGUACAUAAUCGCUAGAAAAAUCUUUAAAAUGAAGAAUAUCAAACCAUAUAUCCCGGACUUCAAGCUGGCGUUUGAUCAUUUCUUCAUUCAUGCCGGAGGAAGAGCAGUGUUGGAUGAGAUUAAGACGAAUCUUGAGCUGACAGAAUGGCAUAUGGAGCCCUCAAGAAUGACUCUUUACAGGUUUGGAAACACAUCGAGUAGCUCGGUGUGGUACGAAUUGGCCUAUUCUGAGGCCAAAGGAAGGAUAAAGAAAGGUGACAGAGCAUGGCAAAUAGGUUUUGGAUCAGGUUUCAAGUGCAACAGUGUUGUUUGGCAUGCCCUGAAGACUAUUAAUCCUGCUAUGGAGAAAAAUCCCUGGACUGAUGAGAUUCAGGACUUCCCCGUUAAUGUCCCCGAAAUCAUGCCUCUUUCUGUUUGAUAUUUACUUAUUAGUUUUUCCAAAGGGGUUAGCCCCUGUGAUCACUACUUAGGUUCAUUACCAGUUAUCCUAGAUUAUGUUAAUGAUCAAAACCAAAAGUAUGAGUACUAUUAUGUUGUAUAUUUUUCUCUUUCUUUAUAUCAGUCUCUGUUUCUCAUAAA